AUGCAUGUGCUGGAUCCAUUUUUGCCUAUUAGGGUAGAAAUGACAUCUAACACUGUCAAGGGAGCAAUCUCUGCCUGGCUUACUGGACUUGGGACUAUGGGGAACAUCUUUGUUUUUGUGAAGUACAUGCAUGUAUUUGCAGGCCGUGAGAUGAAACCUAUACAUCUCAUUCUCAUCCAUUUGGCUGUUACAAAUAUCAUGACUCUGCUUUCCCAGGGAGUGCCAGGUACCUUAGCCGUUUUGGGUGUGAGGAACUUCCUAGAUGACACAGGCUGUAAGAGUGUUGUUUACUUGUCAAGAAUAGCCCGAGGCCUCUCCAUCUGCACCACAGGCCUCCUCAAGGUGGUCCAGGCCAUCACCAUGAGUCCCAGACAGUCGGGAUGGAGGAAGCUUCAGCCCAGUUCUGCAUGGCACCUCCUUCCCUUGUGUCUUUUCUUUUGGAUUCUCAAUUCUUCAAUAGGCAUGAACUUACUCCUUUAUAUCAUAAGUAUAAGCAAAAAUUCAUCAAAAGGGAAUAUGAACUAUGUUCCCUGUUUUUUUCAACCAGAAAACCCAAAAGUGAAAUGGACAUUUCUUGCAGCCAUGGUAGUACGAGACAUCAUGUUUUUGGCCACUAUGGGCACUGCCAGUGUCCACAUCAUCUUUCUUCUCCACAAACACCACCAGCGUGCUCUCUGCCUACAGAUCUCCAAGUCACUCCACAAAGCUGCCCCUGAGGUCAGAGCCUCUAAAAGUGUGCUCCUUCUGAUGCUCUGCUUUGUUUUCUUCUAUUGUACAGAUUUUGUUUUUUCUUUGUUUGUUAUUUCUUUCCGGGAGAAUAAUUCCUUUUUAUUAUAUAUUUGGAAUUUUAUCAACCUUGGUUAUGCAAUUGUCAGCCCAUUUGUGCUGAUUCACAGAGAAGGACACCUGACUGAGUGCAGGCGACCUCUGUGGAACACAAGGGACACUGAAAAGUUGUGUAUUCCUUGGCCCUUUCCUUAG
Molecule: messenger RNA, 981 nt
Organism: Cavia porcellus (domestic guinea pig)
Lineage: Eukaryota; Metazoa; Chordata; Mammalia; Rodentia; Caviidae
Product: putative vomeronasal receptor-like protein 4
Exons: 1
Coding region: 1-981 (326 amino acids)
Biological process (GO): G protein-coupled receptor signaling pathway
Cellular component (GO): membrane
Molecular function (GO): pheromone receptor activity
Source: RefSeq, a predicted model, not a curated record